UAACAAAAAAUUAUUGGCGUCUGUGCACCCUUUCUACUAAGUGGCUUCAUACCACAAUUAGUAGUCAUGGAAAUAUGCUCAACCAAUGGUCUUCCAAGAACAGUAAGAGCAACUGGAGUCAAAUACAUAAGCUUGAUGGACUUAUCUUCUACUCUAUUGCAUUAUUAAGGACUACUAAACGCAUCGUCCGCCAUUGUCAUACGUCACUAAUAUCGUUCAAGGGAGGGCGCCUUUGUUUAGGUUGCUCACGGUGCCGGGCUCCCGACCUCGACCACUCCGGUUGCUUUGGUCCGUGCUCGUUUUUGUUGCUUACCUGGUUUCUAGUCCGUGCUCCUGUUGGGGGUUAAUCUUUUGUCGCAUUAGGUUUUAAUUUUUAAUGUUUAGUUUAAAUUUCGUAAUUUACUACUAGUUUUCUUUAUAAUUUCUGUCACAAACUUGAAAAUUGGUAUAAUAUUUAACGUUUUACCAAAAACAAUGUAGCAACACACAAAUAAAAUCGCCAAAACGAUUGAAUUUAUAUAUAGAUUACAUAUAAAGUACAAUAUUAUCAAAUUGAUGUUACGAUAUUGUUGGAGUGCGGUCUAAUCGCACAUCCUAGUUCAAACAUGUUACGAAAACGACAACGGUGGAACAUAUAAAUCAUUUAAAAGACAAAGGAAAAAAAGUAUCGCAAGAUGUGAAGACCAACGAACGAAAGCUUGCCUGUUGACACAACAAAAAUCAACCCAUAUAUUAUUCUUAAAACAAUUCUAAAUUAUUUUUAUACAAGAUACAUUCUUCUAUUCUUCUAUUCUUCUAUUCAUAUAGAUGGUCGAUAUCACGUUCACGGCUAAUAAGAAAUACACGUGGUAAGUCAAUAUUGGUUCAGCUUCGGCAUAAAACUCUCAAGGUACAACGUGAGAAGCUCUAAGAAAACGUGAGAGCCACACAACUAGUAUAUUAUCAAACAACACAAAACACACACGAACACAAAUUAAGACAGAGACAAUGAUUGUUCAGACAAAUGUGUACCUACAUGAUUCUGUUCAUUCCUCUCUCUCACCAGGGACACAAACUCUCUCUCUCCAAUAUAUAUACCAACUCGCAUCACACAAUUCUGAACAAAGAACAUUUCUUGGGAACUUAAAACUAACAUUGAUAGAGAAAUGAGUAAGUUUGGUGGGUCUUUGUUGGGUGUAAGCCUAUUACUGACCGUUCUUCUAGCGGCAGCCACCACCGCCGCAGAGUACUACAAUUACGGAAGUGCCCUUGACAAGACCUUCUUGUUCUUUGAGGCUCAACGAUCAGGGAAGUUGCCUGCUACUCUACGCGUCAAAUGGCGUGGCCAUUCUGGUCUCAAGGAUGGUCUUGCUCAAGGCGUGAGCUUGGAAGGAGGAUAUUAUGAUGCAGGAGACCAUGUGAAAUUUGGUUUACCAAUGGCUUUCUCAGUGACAAUGCUAUCGUGGGCUGCGGUUGAUAACCGGAAAGAGCUAUCCGGUCUGAACCAGAUGCAACAGACAUUGUGGUCAAUCCGAUGGGUUACUGAUUACUUCAUCAAAGCUCAUCCUCAGCCUAAUGUUCUAUGGGGUCAAGUUGGAGAUGGACAAUCAGACCAUUACUGUUGGCAACGUGCUGAAGACAUGACAACUUCCAGAACAGCUUAUAAGCUUGACCAGUACCAUCCUGGCUCAGACUUAGCUGGUGAAACCGCUGCUGCUUUUGCCGCUCCUUCUUUGGCUUUCAAGCCUUAUAACUCCUCUUACUCUACUAUCCUCUUAAGCCAUGCCAAAGAGCUCUUCUCAUUUGCUGACAAAUACAGAGGAUUAUACACUGAUUCAAUCCCAAAUGCAAAAGCUUUCUACAUGUCAUCUGGUUACUCGGAUGAGCUUCUUUGGGCUGUAGCUUGGCUACACCGUGCCACCGGGGACCAGUACUACUUAAAAUACACUAUAGACAAUGCCGGUUACAUGGGUGGAACUGGCUGGGGGAUGAAAGAGUUCUCUUGGGAUAACAAAUACGCUGGUGUUCAAGUCCUUCUCUCCAAGGUCUUGUUAGAAGGUAAAGGCGGUCCGUAUACUUCAACAUUGAAGCAGUAUCAGAUGAAGGCUGAUUACUUCGCUUGUGCUUGUCUCAAGAAAAAUGGUGGCUACAACAUUCAAACAACUCCUGGUGGUUUGAUGUAUGUUAGAGAGUGGAACAAUCUGCAAUAUUCAUCUGCGGCUGCGUUUCUUCUUGCGGUUUAUUCUGACCAUCUCUCUGCAGCAAACGCUAAACUCAACUGUCCUGAUGGUUCGGUUCAACCUCAAGCACUUCUAGACUUUGCUAGAUCUCAGGCUGAUUACAUUCUUGGAAAGAACCGUCAAGGAAUGAGUUACUUAGUUGGAUAUGGACCAAAAUAUCCAAUCCGAGUUCACCAUAGAGGCGCUUCGGUCCCGUCAAUCUUUGUUCAACGUUCUUCUGUGAGCUGUGUACAAGGAUUUGAUUCUUGGUAUAGAAGGUCUCAAGCUGAUCCUAAUGUUAUCUAUGGUGCUCUUGUUGGUGGACCAGACCAGAAUGAUAACUAUUCCGAUGACCGGACAAACUACGAGCAAUCAGAACCAACUCUCUCAGGAACAGCCCCACUCGUUGGUCUAUUUGCUAAACUCUCUGUAGGGUCUUACGGAGGAGGAUAUUCCAAACCUUACCAAACAACAAAACAACAAGCUACCUCUUACAAAGCAACACCAACAACAUACACUCCAAAGCAAUCAGGUGCACCAAUCGAGUUUCUGCAUUCAAUAACUGCCAACUGGAUGGCUGGGAACACGAGGUACUACAGACACAAAGUGAUCAUCAAGAACAGUUCUCAGAAACAGAUAUCGGAUCUCAAGCUUAAGAUUGAAGACCUCUCGGGACCAAUAUGGGGUCUAAUCCCAACAGGGCAAAAGAAUACCUACCAGCUUCCUCGGUGGCAAAAGAUUUUGAGAGCCGAACAAACACAUGAUUUUGUCUAUGUACAAGGUGGUCCUCAGGCUAAAGUAUCAGUCUUAAGUUACUACUAACUUUAUUAACAUUCUGGGAAAUGUAACUUUGCAUCCUUUUGAGAGAUGUUUAUGUCUACUUAUUAAUCAAAAUAACUUGUAGGAUUAACGAAGGGAAAGACAAUGAUAUAACAGCAAAAGUACUCAAGACUGAGCUUAAUUUAACAUUAACACCAAAAAUUCAACGGUUCUGAGAAAAAGAAAAAAAAACAAAAACAAAAAAAAGACACUGAAG
Molecule: messenger RNA, 3234 nt
Organism: Brassica napus (rape)
Lineage: Eukaryota; Viridiplantae; Streptophyta; Magnoliopsida; Brassicales; Brassicaceae
Product: endoglucanase 5
Exons: 8
Coding region: 1146-3020 (624 amino acids)
Biological process (GO): carbohydrate metabolic process
Molecular function (GO): carbohydrate binding; hydrolase activity, hydrolyzing O-glycosyl compounds
Source: RefSeq, a predicted model, not a curated record